AUGUCUCAGAACGACAAGUCUCCGGCCAAGGAGAUUGCUGAGUCCGUUCAUGACCACGAAAAGGAACUCACCAAACGAUCCGCAUCUGUACUGGUAGGAGCAUUCUGUGCCUUCUUUUGCAGCGUGGGCUUCUUCAACGCAUGGGGAAUCUUCCAGGAAUACUAUCAGGUCAAUCAACUAUCGACUAAAUCACAAUUCGACAUCUCCUGGAUCGGCAGUUUUUCUAUACGCGCCAUGUACCUUACCUCGCCAGUGGCGGGCAUUGCCUACGACAAGACGGGUCCGCGUAUACUUUUAAGCAUAGGCAGUAUUGGUGCCUUGUUCGCCAUCUUCAUGGUAUCGCUCUGCGAAGAAUAUUACCAAUUCUUCCUCGCUCAGGCGUUGGUGUUUGGCGUCAGCUCGGCCUUCCUCCUUGUCCCAUCCUUGUCGACGCUCACAAAGUAUUUCAAGAAGAAUCGCGCUUUGGGGAUGGGCAUCGUCGUGGCUGGAUCGUCAACAGGGGGUGUGAUCUGGCCUAUCGUCCUUGACCAACUCCUGAAUCACACGACACUCGGCUUUGGCUGGACCAUCCGUGUUGUUGCCUUCAUCAUGCUGCCUCUCCUCGCCAUCAGUUGUAUGCUCGUUCGUGUACCUGUCGUUGCUCUAGUGCAGCACGACGUGAACAAUAAAGCAUCGACAGCCAAACCGAAAGCUGAUUUCAGCAUUGUCAAAAACCCGGCCUUCCUUCUCUGCUGUGCUGGCUUGGCUAUAGCGAAUCUCGGCAUGUUCAGUCCAUUCUUUUAUGUCAGCUCGUAUGCUGCUUCCUUGCACAUGUCCACAUCCUUCACUUUCUACUUGGUUUCGAUCGUAAACGGGGCUUCCUUUUUCGGCAGGAUUCUACCUGGUAUUUUGGCUGAUCGCUAUGGGUGCUUCAACCUGCUUUUCUGCGCUGCCCUAACCUCUGGUAUUGUGGCCUUCUGCUGGACUGGAGCGACUAGUGUUGCUGGUGUCACGGUUUGGGCACUCGCUUACGGCUUUGCUUCUGGUGCUAUCAUGAGUUUGCAGACCGCUUGCAUCUCUCGCCUUGCAACACCAGAGACAAUGGGUACGGCUAUGGGAAUGGCCAUGGGCUCUAUCGCUCUCAUGGCACUAUUUGGAACGCCUAUUAGUGGUCAGCUUGUUGGAGAAUAUGGCUACCUGGCUUUGAGUAUGUUCGCGGGCGCUACUCUAAUCGCUGGCUCGGCUUUGAUUGCAUGCGCUCGUCUCAUACAGGACAAGAGACUUUUCGCAGUUGUAUAA
Molecule: messenger RNA, 1278 nt
Organism: Aureobasidium pullulans EXF-150
Lineage: Eukaryota; Fungi; Ascomycota; Dothideomycetes; Dothideales; Saccotheciaceae
Product: MFS monocarboxylate transporter
Exons: 3
Coding region: 1-1278 (425 amino acids)
Biological process (GO): transmembrane transport
Cellular component (GO): fungal-type vacuole membrane
Molecular function (GO): transmembrane transporter activity
Source: RefSeq, a predicted model, not a curated record